AAAAAACAUUUAUAUUCUUGCUGUACAUAUACUCUUGAAACUUCAAUUACAUCUCAGUUUGCAGAAGCUCGCUGCAAGAGCGAGCUUUAAAAUUUUUUCUCUGUCAGAACAAUAGACGAAAGUGAAAUUAUUAAUUUUGUAAACAAAAAAGAAAAGGCAUGAAUUUGAAGUACUUUUUUAGUUUCGUGGUGACUGUUUCCUCGAUCUUAAGCAUUUGCUCAGCUCAAGACGAAGUAGAUAAUGGCUAUAUUUUUACAUCACCAAGAACUUUAAACAAAGGACAAAAUAACCAACUACAGCUUCUCCGAUUUGGUUGUCUCGAAGAAAGUAUUUUGCAAGUCCAAGUAUAUUAUUCUGACUAUUACUCGUCCAAUUCAAAAGAAACCCUGGCAAAAGAGCAAAUAUUUCAACUCCAACAAGGACAAAAGGAUUCUCUUUUUCAACUUUACCUAACUCCUCCUGAUAGCGGGAAUAAUGCCUAUAGCGGAAGAAUAAAAAUUAAUGGAACUAUGUGCGGAAAGACUAUAAGCGGAAGCGAUAAUGUAUAUUUUGCGGAUCCAAGUUCAUACAUUUAUAUCAUUCAAACGGAUAAACAUCUCUAUAAGCCAGGACAAAAAGUUAGAUUCCGAGUGCUUAAAUUGGACAAAAAUUUAAAGCCAACUAACAGUCCGUAUGAUUUAGGUGAUAUUUUUGUAGAAGAUCCACAAGGAACAAGACUAUUUCAAUAUAAAAGAGUUCAACUUGGACAUGGAAUAGUACAAAAGGAGUUUCCUCUUGCUGAUGAACCUGUUCAUGGAACUUGGAGAAUUACAGUAAAAAGUGAUCAAGACACGGAGUCAACAACUUUUGAUGUAAAAGAAUAUAAACUUCCAAAAUUUAGCGUUUCGAUCAAAUUUCCCUCGUUUGUUCUUGAAAAUGCUGAAUCGAUUCCAAUAUCUGUUUGCGCUGAAUACACUUACGGUGAACCCGUAAAAGGUAUAUUAAAUGUGAAUACAUCACUUGAGAUGUAUUCAUAUGAAUCGUCAUAUUCCAGAACGCCAAUCUUACAGGAUUCCGUUCAGCUUGAUGGCUGCUACAAUUAUACUGUGCAAGUAUCUUCAAUUGAUCCUGAUGGAAAUCACCGAUAUAAAAGAGUGAUGGUAAAAGCGAAUGUGGUAGAGCAAGGAACAGGUACUCAAAUAAAUGAUACUCAAUAUUUAAGCCGCAGUUAUUCACCUCUGAAGCUUGACUUCAACACCGGUGAGAAUCAGGGAGAAUUUUAUAAACCAGGUUUACCAUACAACGGAAAACUGAAAGUAACCAAUCCUGACGAUACUCCUGCUCCUGGAGAACCUAUUGAAAUUUGUGCUACUGUGACCAGAAAAAGAGUGAUUGACAACUGGUUAUCCACUAGAAAAACUAAAUAUUGCAGUAAUUAUACAUCAGAUGCGAACGGUAUAAUCAAAUUUACGAUCAUUCCUCAAAACGUGGAUUCGGUCUCAAUUGAUUUAGACGCUACAUCCUUAAAAUACACAAGAGACAACACUGAUUUGAGUCAGCCGACGGAUUUCGCAAGUUUGAGUCCUUUCUUUUCUCCAUCUGGGAGCUUCUUGCAGUUGGAAACAAUAAGUGAGCCACUCCCAUGUGGUUCUCAGAAAAACGUCAGAGUUUUGUUCACUUCCAAAGAAAAUUCCGAAUUCAAAUUGCACUAUCAGAUAUUAAAGCAAGGAAAGGUUGUUAGUAAUGGUGUCAAAGAUGUAACUUUCAAUAUUCAAAAUGAUGUCUCAAGCAAGUAUGAGAAAGAAAAUGAAAUCAUUGAUGGUUCAGAGACUCAACUAGUUCCAGUACCUGAACCUUCAUCAUCCGCGGACUCGUCAUCUAACGAAGAAUAUUGCCCAAGUGCCAGAGAAUCACGAUACAUUCCUCCAAUAGGGGAAGCAUACAUUCCAAUUAAUAUCGAUGCUGAUUUAUCCCCAUCUUUCACGCUGCUCGUUUUCUAUAUUCGAGAAGACCGGGAAACAGUUGCAGAUUCACAGAAAAUUCAAGUUGAAAAAUGCUUUAAGAAUAAAGUUACCUUCAUGUUCGCAAAUAUGGAAGGGCAACCAGGAACUCCAACUGCCUAUCAAAUUACUUCAUCGCCAAAUUCACUGUGUGGUGUUAAAGUAGUGGAUAAGAGUGUAAACCUUCUGGACUCAAAUGAUCAGUUGACGAAAGACAAAGUCUUCCAACUUCUUGAAGAUCUCAACACAAAUGAUUAUUACACUUCAUAUGAUUUAUGUGACUCAAUGAAAUCUCAACCAGGACUUUCAUCUGAGGUUACGCAAAUCAGUUCAUCUCCUGAUUCCUACCACGCUUCAUCAUAUGAAGAUUCUUAUGCAGCUUUCCAGGAAGCUGGGUUCUUAGUAAUCAGCAAUUUAAUAUUGUUUAGCCGACCAUGUAUAGGCAACGGAGGAGGAUCAUAUUAUGAUGAUGAAUACGUAACAGGAGAAUAUUUAACUGCAGAAUAUGAAAGUGCUGAAUAUUUCUCAGACGAGGCAGCAGGUGGACCUGCAGGCGCAGCAGCUCCGGCUUUCCAGCCUGUUGCUCAUGCUAAGAGAGUGGCUGUAACUAAUUCGGCUGUGAGUGUAAGAGAUUAUUUUCCAGAAACUUGGUUGUUCCAGUUGCAAAUGACGGGUCCUGAUGGUAUGUUUCAAAAAAAAGUAACCCUUCCGCACACUAUAACCGAAUGGAUUGGAAAUGCUGCAUGUGUAAGCGCACAAGAUGGUCUUGGUAUAUCUGAUAUGACUUCAAUUUAUGGUUUCCAGGCUUUCUUUAUAUCUUAUACCCUGCCAGUAACUGUCACUAGAGGAGAGGUGUUCACUGUUGUUGUCUCACUCUUCAGUUAUGUCGAUGCUGCUUUACCAAUAGCAAUUUCUGUGGAUCCAUCUGAUGGCUUUACAGUCGUAAGUGAUUUAUCUGAUACUGAGGUUUGCAUUCAACCAAGAACAAGUAACAGCCAGCAAAUCAAACUACAAGGAAUGAAACUUGGAGCACAGAACAUAACUGUGCGAGCGCAAACUGCCUCUUCCAGCCAAGUUUGCGGCGGCUCUCCUGUAUACAGUUCUUAUGCUAGAGAUGCCAUUACUCAAUCUGUUGAAAUCGAGGCUGAAGGAUUUCCUGCUGAAGAAGUAACAAGCGUACUUUUCUGUCCUCAAGAUGAAGAAAAUCAAGAGUUCUCACAAUCUUUCCCUCUGAGCACACCAGGUUAUGCUGUCCCUGAUUCAGCAAGGGCAAUUGUGGACAUAACAGGAAAUGUAAUGGGUCCUGCAAUGCAAAAUCUGAAUAACCUUGUCGCGCUUCCAACUGGAUGCGGUGAACAAAAUAUGGUUAAAUUCACUCCAAACUAUCUCGUAUUGAAUUAUCUUACUGAUAUUGGUGAACUGACGGAUAGCAUUAAAAGUACUGCUAUCAAAAAUCUAAACACAGGUUAUCAACGUGAAUUAACAUACCGUCACUACGAUGGAUCAUUCAGUGCCUUCGGUAACAAUGACAAAGAAGGCAGCAUGUUCUUGACAGCAUUCGUCCUGCGCUCUUUCUACCAAGCAAAGAAAUACAUUUUCAUCGAUGACAGUGUAAUAACUGAUGCACAGAAUUGGAUAACAUCCAGACAACAAGAAGACGGAUGCUUCCCCGACGUUGGACAAAUUAUCGACUCGGGAAUUCAAGGAGGAUUGCAAGACGAUAAGAACGAAGGAACCAUUACAGCUUAUGUUCUCGCUUCUCUUUUCCUUUCAAAAUACAACAAUUUAACUGUAAUUGGAAAUGGUUUGGGUUGUAUGAAUAAACACCCCGCUACAAAUCCAUAUGAAACAUUCCUCUACGCGUACGUCGGGGCACUUAGCGGCAACAAGGGCCCCACACAGAUGAUUAUUGAUAACAUCAAGCCUCAAGCAAAUAUAACUGAUGGUAUGGAAUAUUACCAAAAUCCUGGUGGCUCAAAAUCCCUGGAUAUCGAAACAACUGCGUAUGCUGUGCUGACGAACCUCAAAAUUGGAAAUAGUAAAUCCGAAGUUCUUCCUCUAGUUCGCUAUUUGACAUCGAAUCUCAAUCCUUCGGGCGGUUUCCAAAGUACACAGGAUACAUGUGUUGGAUUGAAUGCUUUAAGUAAAUUUGCAAAGUUUGUUUACAACGAUCCAGUUGAAAUUUCAGUGACAUUAACAGGAGGCUUGCAGGAAAACUUGGAAAUUUCUGAAUAUAACCAACUAGUUGUUCAACGAAAUGAAGUUACCCAAAUACCUAAUGUCCUCAACAUAGAUGCCAUAGGAACAGGUUGCGGUCUCCUUCAGACGUCACUUCGAUACAAUACUUUGACUCCUCCCGAACAGAAUCAGUUCAGUAUUCAAGUUACAGGUCAAAAUGUUUGCAUGAGUCCUGAGUGCAAAGGAAGAAAGAUAACAACUGUAGUAAGAUAUCUGCCAGAUGGAAGGAAAUCUGGAAUGAGUGUUGUGCAAAUUAAAAUGGUUACUGGAACAGUACCCGACAAAGAUAGCCUUGACCAGCUCGUCUCUGAUAAGAACAACAAUAUUUUGAGGGCUGAUGUUGAAAACAACAAAGUCAACAUUUAUUUAUCAGAAAUAUCAAACAAUCCUCAAGUUUUCUCAUUUGAUGCCGAAGCUGUAGUUGAAGUGGAAAAUCCUCAACCUGGAAUGGCAAAAGUGUUUGAUUACUAUGCACCUGAAUACUCGGCAUCUACUACAUAUGAAUUCCCUUAACUACCUGGUAAAUGAGCUGCAGCAAAUAUUAGGCAAGCAAUUGAAUGUCAAUGAGUUUUUUUUAAAAAAACCAAUUAAUUUUUCAAUGAACUAUAAAGAAAUUGUACAAAAUUUACUCAUAAUAUUAUCUAUUAUACGUAUAUUUUAAUUUUACAAUAUACUAUGAAAGUUUUAUGAAUUUGAUGCCUAAAAGUUUGUAACAUGAAAUCUAUAUUAUGUACAUGUGUUUUAUUAUAUAAAUGAAAUAGUAAACCUUCAAUUAUAAUAUA
Molecule: messenger RNA, 4999 nt
Organism: Argiope bruennichi
Lineage: Eukaryota; Metazoa; Arthropoda; Arachnida; Araneae; Araneidae
Product: alpha-2-macroglobulin-like
Exons: 34
Coding region: 159-4730 (1523 amino acids)
Cellular component (GO): extracellular region
Molecular function (GO): endopeptidase inhibitor activity
Source: RefSeq, a predicted model, not a curated record